GUGGUCUCUUCAUGUUGUAAAUGCAUACACACAUACCUUAUGAGACCUGCUAUGAGUUCAAAGACUUAAGAGGAUCGGUUUCAGAAUUGCUCACACUGCUACAGGUAUUUCUUCUAUUAUUUUUGAGCCAUGUGACCAAAAAGCACUUCCCAUAGUGCCACUCAAGUAUUGCAUCUGACGUCACUAGGCUUUAUUAGCAAGCAGGGCAGAGUCACCAUCACCAGUUACACUCCAGUCUCUCAUCUAUUGAGUCGAACGCUCCCUCGCCUUGUAGUUCCACACUGCCUUGUCUCAUGCAGAGAGAUACAUUGUGACUCUGGAUGCUUAGAUAAUCCAAGGAGAGACCACUGGAUAUCCUAAAGGACAUCAGUGUCGAAAGAAUCAGAGGAGACGGCUGCCUAUGAUAUUCUUCAUUUCCACCGGCAAUACCAGAGUAAUCUAAUUUAGAAGAGAUGAAUGAAACCCUCCUUGUGAAUGAAACAGCAGUUCCAGCCCCCUGGAUUGAAGCCAGCAAUGGCAAUACAUCCUUGGAGCUUUCCUCCAACCUUGUGGAGUUUGCCAUCAACCCCUGGGACAUCAUGUUGUGUGUAUCUGGGACUAUCAUUGCCUGUGAGAAUGCGAUUGUUGUGGCCAUUAUAAUUUAUACACCAUCCUUGAGAGCACCUAUGUUUGUGCUGAUUGGGAGCCUUGCAACAGCAGAUCUCCUGGCCGGCAUGGGAUUAAUACUGAACUUUGUAUUCCAAUAUUUAAUUCCGUCUGAGACAAUCAGCCUUGUUACUGUGGGGUUCCUGGUUGCCUCAUUCACCGCUUCAAUUAGCAGCCUGCUAGCCAUUACUGUUGACCGGUAUCUUUCACUUUACAACGCCCUGACUUACUUCUCAGAAAGGACUAUAUUCUGUAUCCACAUGAUGAUAGUUAUUACAUGGGUUGUCUCCAUUUGCUUGGGUCUUUUGCCUAUAUUGGGUUGGAACUGCCUGAAUGAUUUGUCAGCUUGCAGUAUUGUCAAACCCUUGACCAGAAGCAACAUGACUUUACUGGCUAUAUCAUUCUUUGUGAUAUUUAUGGUCAUGUUAAACCUCUACUUCAAGAUCUGCAAGAUAGUAUGCAGGCACGCCCACCAGAUUGCUCUCCAGCAACACUUCUUCACAACAUCGCACUAUGUGGCAACCAAGAAAGGUGUCUCGACUCUUGCCAUAAUCCUCGGGACCUUUGGGACUAGUUGGCUACCCUUUGCCAUCUACUGCUUAGUUGGUGAAUACGAGUAUCCGUCAGUGUACACUUAUGCCACUCUUUUGCCAGCGACCUAUAACUCCAUGAUCAAUCCCAUCAUUUAUGCCUUCAGGAACCAGGAGAUCCGAAGGUCAAUUUUUGUCUUAUUCUGUGGAUGUUUCCAGACAAACGUGUCUUAUCGUUCAAGAUCUCCAAGUGAGGUUUAAGUGAUUCAUGUUGACUUGUAACUUUUGCAAAGUGACAAUCUGCUUUUGAAUUGAUUGUGCCUACUAGAUAAAAAUGUAUUGAAAAGGUGUAGCGUAUUAGCACUUUAUUUAUUUGUAGCUCUGGGAGAACUGAAUCGUGAAUUCAAUUUACUGUGAACAAGGAUAAGCAAUGCUGUCAACCAGGCAAUAUUUACCACUGAAAAUGAUUAUUAUCAUUAAAAUAAUAAGCCUGCUGUAUUAUGUCAUUUGUUACCCCAAAGCUGGCAUCAUCACACUGUAAACAACAUGUUUAAAAACACAUUUUAGUAUUUGUAUGCUUAACACUGUAAUGUAUACAUUGUGCAUCUAAAUUAUAUUCUCGGAUAAUUAAUACAAACACUAAAGUGUUACAAAUGUGUUGCAUAAUGUUUGUUAAAUUCUUAAACAUUUGGUUUUACACUACACAGGCUAGUUAUUAUAGCACAACAGAGGUAAAUACAGAUAGAGUACAUUAUUGCUUGGUUAGCGUGACCCAGAUUACUUUUGUGGACCUUUUAUUACCUGUAAUGUGGAAACAUUUCACAUGCUGCUAUAAAAAAAGCACUUUUUUUUCUUUAUUUAACUGCCAAAGCAGUGUUUUAUAUUUGUAAAAAUACAUACCUGCAAGUACUGAUGGUCUGUUUUGUAU
Polyodon spathula (Mississippi paddlefish) is the source of this 2103-nucleotide messenger RNA. RefSeq names its product G-protein coupled receptor 6-like. Gene Ontology annotation, biological process: G protein-coupled receptor signaling pathway. Gene Ontology annotation, molecular function: sphingosine-1-phosphate receptor activity. Gene Ontology annotation, cellular component: membrane. The record is from RefSeq and is a predicted model, not a curated record. Bases 453 to 1436 code for a protein of 327 amino acids. Lineage: Eukaryota; Metazoa; Chordata; Actinopteri; Acipenseriformes; Polyodontidae. The transcript is spliced from 2 exons.